GCGUGCGACGGUCAAUACUACAUGGAAGGUGGCAAAGCUACGCUCUGGGAGAGACUCAAGUGGUGCAAAGAUGUUGCUCAGGUCCUUAGCUACGUUCAUGGGAAAAACGUCCGGCAUGCGGAUCUAUCCGGGCGAAAUAUCCUAAUUAAUGCGGAGAAGGGGAUUCUGCUAUGUGAUUUUGCUGGCUCGUUUAUCGACGACGAGAGGGCAACUAUUAUGGCGGAGGAUGGCUACCGACACCCCAACAAGGACGAAUACACAACGCCCACGAUCCGCUGCGAGAUCCACACCCUUGGAUCGACCAUGUACGAGAUUAUUACAGGUAAGGAGCCUCAUCAUGGACUAGAAAAGGAAGCCGUCGCCAAGCUUCUAGAAGAAGGACAAUACCCCGACGUGAGCAAUAUUUCUCUUGGAGACGUCAUCCGAAGGUGUUGGGAGGGAGGCUUUGAUUCUGUGGCUGAAGUCGCGGAAGAGAUCGCAAGGUACGGUAUGUAUCUUUAG
Molecule: messenger RNA, 501 nt
Organism: Trematosphaeria pertusa
Lineage: Eukaryota; Fungi; Ascomycota; Dothideomycetes; Pleosporales; Trematosphaeriaceae
Product: kinase-like protein
Exons: 1
Biological process (GO): protein phosphorylation
Molecular function (GO): ATP binding; protein kinase activity
Source: RefSeq, a predicted model, not a curated record